AGAGAGAGAGAGAGAGAGAGAGAGAGAGAGAGGCAGGCUCUCAGACAUCUCAUCUCAAACAGUCACAGUGAACUGCGGGGCAGACGGAGCGGGUUACUGCUCCUCAACAGCGGACACAACCUCAAAUCAGGAUUUUUCUUAUCGAGCCGUAUCGACCCACAGCCGCCGCUGGUGUCUUGUUUCCGGCCGCUUCGUCCUGGACCUCGACAUUCGGAACUUUGUCUCUUCUCUGGAGUUUGGAGAGCCGUGUUCGUCGGAUAUGGACAGUCGGCGAGUCGCUGCAGGGAGCGACCGGCCGGUGUUCACUCAGUAGCCGCAGGAAUAAAACAGUCCACUGGCCGUUUGGGACUUUUUUUUACUGGAUGUUUGAUGAAGCACGUCGACAUUUUGGUCAAUUCUGGGACUCAGUGGAUUUACCAGGCUCAGGGACGUAUUGAAACUCUUGAUUCCCGGUCGUCGUCUAGAAGUACUUGCGCUUCUAAAGUUGGAGGAAAAACAUGGAGACAGUAAGUCGCCAGAGCUUCCAGCCUCAUCCGGGACUGCAACAAACUCUCAAGCAGUUUCACCUCAGCUCUAUGAGCUCUUUGGGGGGACCGGCGGCUUUCUCUGCCCGGUGGCAACAUGAGCUUUUCUUCAAGAAGGAAGGUAAGGAGCCCGAGCCGGCUCUCCAGCAUCUGCCGCCGCCGGUGAUGCCGGGCCCGCUGUUCAUCCCAUCGGACCGCUCCACGGAGAGGUGCGAGACGGUGCUGGAAGCCGAGACCAUCUCGUGCUUCGUGGUCGGCGGAGAGAAGCGACUGUGCCUGCCGCAGAUCCUCAACACGGUGCUGCGGGACUUAAGCCUACAACAGAUCAACUCGGUGUGCGACGAGCUGCACAUCUACUGUUCCCGGUGCACGGCGGACCAGCUGGAGAUCCUCAAAGUCAUGGGGAUCCUGCCCUUCUCGGCGCCGUCCUGCGGCCUCAUCACCAAGACGGACUCCGAGCGGCUCUGCAACGCCCUGAUCUACGGAGGCGCCUACCCGCCGCGCUGCAAGAAGGAGCUGAGCGGCGGCGCGCUGGAGCUGGAGCUCACCGAGAGGAGCUUCAAAGUCUACCACGAGUGCUUCGGCAAGUGCAAAGGCUUGUUCGUGCCGGAGCUGUACAGCAGCCCCAACGCAGCGUGCAUCCAGUGCAUGGACUGCGGACUCAUGUACCCGACCCAUAAGUUCGUGGUGCACAGUCACAAGGCGCAGGAGAACAGGACUUGCCACUGGGGCUUCGACUCGGCAAACUGGAGAGCGUACAUCCUCCUGGGCCAGGAUUACACGGGGAAAGAGGAGAAGGCCCGUCUUGAGCAGCUCCUGGAAGAGAUCAAGGAGAAAUUUGACUUCGCCAACAAGUACAAGAGGAAAGCAUCGUCUAGGCCAUCUGAUCCCAUCCCGAUCAAAAGGUCCAAACUUGAAGACUUCCCAUCGCCAUCCCCUCUGGCCGACAAAGAGAAGCAGCUCGACUGGCUACAAUCCCUGUCCGCCCCAACUAAGGGGCUUAACUGCAUCCAGCCCAGACAGAGACCCUCAGCUUUCAGGCCCUGGUCCCCCCACAUAUCUGCUGAUAAGGACCCCACCAAUCACCCCCUGGCCCUGCUGAGAGACAGCUUCUACAACUGCAAGAGUCUGGAGAAUGGUGUAGCCCCCAAUGUUUCCCUCACACCACAACCCCUGAGUAAGGUGGGUCCCAUGUCCCCAUCAUUACCCAGCACCUCCCAUCCAAGUGGAGGUGAACCCCCAGGUGAAGGAGCCAACUCGAGGCCCCGAAAGAGAAGAGCCACAGAGGAGCUCCAGCCACCAGUGACUGAGGCCCCCUGCCCGCUUUCCUUCACUGCCAGCAAGCCACCACCACCUCAGGAGGACAAAGACUCUGAGGUGGAGAUUGAAGUGGAGAGCCGGGACGAGUUUACUUCGUCCCUGUCCUCCCUGUCGUCACCAUCUUUCACCUCAUCCAGCAGCUCAGUCAAGGACUUGAGCUCACCAUGCGCCCAAGGGCCCAUUUGCACUGUCACGUCAGCCGAGGGCACUACCCCUACAGCUGCUGCACCCAUUGCACCCCUUGCAGCCCCCGUGACCCCUCCAGAGCUGGGGCUGGAGUCGGAGCUGGAAAGCCUAAGGCAGGCACUGGACAGCGGACUGGACUCUAAAGAGUCAAAGGAGAAGUUUCUGCAUGAGAUUGUGAAGAUGAGGGUGAAGCAGGAGGAGAAGCUGGGAUCGGCCUUGCAGGCCAAACGCAGCCUCCAGCAGGAGUUAGAAUUCUUACGGGUGGCCAAGAAGGAGAAGCUGCGGGAGGCAACCGAGGCAAAGCGGAACCUGAGGAAGGAAAUCGAGCGUCUGCGGGCCGAGAGCGAGAAGAAGAUGAAGGAAGCCAAUGAGUCGCGGAUCCGUCUGAAGAGGGAGCUGGAGCAGGCUCGACAGCUGAGGGUCUGCGACAAAGGCUGCGAGGCAGGACGUCUUCGCGCAAAAUACUCAGCACAGAUCGAGGACCUCCAGAUUAAGCUGCAGCACGCCGAGGCCGACCGCGAGCAGCUCCGAGCCGAUCUGCUGCAUGAGCGGGAGGCCAGGGAGCACCUGGAGAGGGUUGUAAAGGAGCUACAGCAGCAGCUCUGGCCCAAAACCAACGUUGACAAGGACGGGACGCCCAUGGACACGCUUGCGGACAAGUAACCAAGCAGCUUAACUCACAGCCCAACCAUUCACCCCACUCGCCAUGAUCCCCAACUUCAUCUGCCUGUCAGACCACAACCAUACACAGGAGUCCUGGGCCAGCUGCAUCACCCCACUGUCCAUUAUGCUCGCCCUCCAGAACACAAAACUCAAAGACUCUCGCCCUCUGACCAGAGACGGAGAGAUAAGACGAGGACCUGUGUCCAUGCCCAUGAACAGUCAAGUGAAUGUUUCCUUUGGAGAAUGACUGAAAAUAGUAAAGUACAUUUCUGCAACAUGGAAGCAUGUGUUUCUAAAUCAAGCACCGACUUGCACCUUCCACACUCACAGAACGUUAAAAAAACUGGAUCUCAAGGAUUACAUGACACAUGUAUAGCACAAAAACGUGGUUGUGCCUGGAUUUUCUCUGACAGAGAAUGAAGUGAGACUUUUGGACACACAUCCAUGAUAAUUAAUGCUGAAAGACGAUCAUCUUAUAUAAGAGCUACACAGCUGUUUAGAGGUGUUACAGCAGUGCAGCUUGGAGGGCUCACACUCAACUGGCAGUUCCCCGAAAAAGUCUCCAUGGCCGUCCCCGUCAUGGUGAGAUAUGAGGAGGAUUUUAAAGACAUUAUAAGCUAUUUAAGAGACUACAUAGCGAUAUGUAAAGAAAAGAUAGUUACUUUGUUUCUCUGUGCUCAUGGAGUUUAAAAAUAUAAAAGAAACAAACUCAUUAGAGGAUGAACAAAACAAGCAGUUGAACUCUCCACAGUUCCACCGUGGUUUUGUCGGGUUUUCAGGAAGCCAUCGCCGCCCACUGAGGGGGAGAAGCAUCGAGUGUGAAGUUAAAGUUGAAUCAGUAUGUUUCUCUCUUUGCAUCGAACCCUGGAUUAUAUACUGGUAAUAAAAACAUGCCAUGGUAAAGGCACCUUCUUUUAGUGAGCACUUUGUUCGGAUGAUCAAUAACAAUAUCCAUCUCAGCGGUUUUCACAUCAAGUCACAACUGGCAUGUUUUUACUCCAGUUGGCUCCAUCAUGUAUGAAAUCAUAGUGGACUCAGGUGGGGCAUCCUUAGCAAGAACCACAAAAUGUUCAUUUGAAUUAAAUUAAGGUGUGUAAAUAUAAAUAUCUGUUCUUUUCCUUUUUCCUUUACAAUAAUAAGUCGCACUUUGUCAUAACAGAAAUACUGUUUUAAUGCAUUGUACUCCCACUAUUGUCUUCAAUCUUUCUUUGAAAGCAUCAUCUUAUCGUGACUGCUACCAUAUAAAUUCAGUAAGCAUUUUGUUGAUUAUAUGCAUCUCAAAUAAAAAAUCUGUUUUCUUAAGACAAAGUAUUGUAAAUAAAGAAAAAAAGGCUCUACCUGUUGCUUGCUGAUGCAGUCUGGGAUUGUUUGAAAUUCUUUCUCGACACACUCCCGUUUUUUGUAAUAUAAUGACACAACUGUCGCUUCAGCACCAAGUUAACACAUGUAACAAGUUUGACAGAGAAAGUUCACUAACAACUUACUGUACGACACCGUGUUGAGUUUUUAUUGGAGCCUGAACAAAAAAUCAGAUGGUCAAAGAUUCAAAUCAGAUUCAAUCCAAAUGGCAGAGACCAUGACUACGCCUCCUCACAGUGGGUACAAUGCAAUCAGAAUGUACAUUGUGUUAAUUCUAAUUUUUCUUUGGUUGUUGAUGUUGUUUUUUAAACGUGGAGAUAUUUUAUUGCUCGUCUGUUAUGUUCCCUUUUUUCAAUAGAAAACUCAUAUUUUCUUUAUGCAUGAACUUUGAGAAAGUUUGCCAUACAUAUAGUCGGUUAUUGGGCAUUUGAUACUGUACAUGUAAGGGUUUUUUGUGUUAUUCAACAUAAAGCAAUUUAUCUUAUUUACGAGAGGAAGAAGACUUUAAAAAAGCAACAAACUGUUGCAAAUGUUUUUUUAAGAAAAAGAAAAACUUCACACUUGAAAAAAACUAAAGACAUGAAAAAAAAAAAUGCAAUGCUGGACAACCUCAAGUGCCUGGAUGUGGGCGAAAGGUUUCCAGAGUAAGAAAAAAUGAUGAUGAAGCUGUUGGGGCGGAGCCUCUCAUCAACUUCCUGUUUGCAGGUUUUCAAAUUAAAUGACCCUCCCUCGCUCAGCAGCUCUUUUUUCAGUAUUCCUAAAACCAACCAGUUUACAAUUUUUUUUCUUUUUCAAUGCAGAGAACAAUUGAACAAAGGCUAGAUGCUUGAGGGUUUUUUUCCCUGAAUGAGGGCUUUUUUUAAAUUAAUCUGAAUACAAUGAUAUGCAUGUUCAAAACAUUUUUAUAGAACAUCUUUAAAAGCCACUUGCUUCGGUGAAUUGUUACUUUUGGUUGUACAUAAAGAUUUAACUGUUUGUUCCCAGUUUGCUGACUUGUCCAGGGGCGGACCGGUCAAGUAUAAUAAAGAGGGCAUUAUGUCGAAGGCCCAUUUCUUAUUCAACAUUACCGAUAUUGCUCAGAGGACGACACUGUGUCUGUCACCUUGACAGACCUAAAAUUGGUACAUUUUGUAGUUGUUUUUACACUCAAAAGAAUUGAUAGCCAAUGUGUAGUUUACUUUACUCAUGGUUUUCUACAAAAUAAGGGAGACAAUAAUGACAUUGGCUCUUCACUCUCCCAAAUAAAAAGAAAAAAGCAGUUUAACAACGUCUUGUUUUCUAAAAGAGAAUCAUUUUGCUAAAUAAUGGACAGCAAAGCAGCAAUAACAGUCCAUAUUAAUAGACAAAUAAUAGCCAGUGUGAAGAUUUGAAUAAGGAUUUUCAAAUGUAAAUAUUUUUUCUUUACAAUAUUGUAUAAUAUAUGUACAUGGUGUUUCCUUUUUCAAAAAUAAUUUCUUUCUUACAAUAACUGUCUUGUUUUUUUGGGGGGAAUUUGUGUUUUAACUGAGAUGUUUCAAAAACAGUAAAUGCAGUGCGUAAGAGAAUAUUCCCUUCAUAAACAUGUUAACCCAUUUCUUUUCAUUUUUUACUGUAGAGUCUUUAUAUUGAAUGACUUUUAUUCACCAGUUCAUAUAUAUUUUUAACAGUAUGUUUAGUAUCAGAUAGCUGACCUGUGCUAUGGGUUACACACACACACACACACACACACACACACAUGACUAAGCCACUUUCUGAUUGUUUCUCCCUAACCCUCAUGUAUCUUUUUAGCCCUGUGCUGCUGCUAAUACUAUAUAAACCUUACAAUUCUAGAAUUAUUUUUAUCUAAGAGGUAAAUGUAAGCUUUCCCAUUUAUUAAUACCACAUAUACAGUAUGGAAAAAAGCUUGGCUUGUUUAUCUAUAUCCCCUGUUUCCCUCAUCUUUUCACACCUUUGUCCUCAUCUCUCCAUUAUCUCCCUUCCCCUUCUCUCACGACACGGACUAUAUUGUAAAGUAAAGGACUUUAUGAGAUUAUGUUUGAAAAUAGCUAUGCUUAUAUACUACAAUGACUGAAUGUACAGUGUAUAGAUGCAUUACCAGAAAUAAAGUUGUUUGUCCAGA
This is a messenger RNA of Pleuronectes platessa (European plaice), 6150 nucleotides long. RefSeq names its product v-ski avian sarcoma viral oncogene homolog a (gene skia). The coding region runs from base 498 to 2693 and encodes 731 amino acids. The record is from RefSeq and is a predicted model, not a curated record. Gene Ontology annotation, biological process: negative regulation of BMP signaling pathway. Gene Ontology annotation, molecular function: DNA-binding transcription factor activity, RNA polymerase II-specific; RNA polymerase II cis-regulatory region sequence-specific DNA binding; SMAD binding. The transcript is spliced from 7 exons. NCBI's taxonomy places the organism in Eukaryota, Metazoa, Chordata, Actinopteri, Pleuronectiformes, Pleuronectidae. Gene Ontology annotation, cellular component: nucleus.